Molecule: messenger RNA, 2365 nt
Organism: Falco peregrinus (peregrine falcon)
Lineage: Eukaryota; Metazoa; Chordata; Aves; Falconiformes; Falconidae
Gene: MSL1
Product: MSL complex subunit 1
Exons: 8
Coding region: 153-1490 (445 amino acids)
Cellular component (GO): MSL complex
Source: RefSeq, a predicted model, not a curated record
GCCGCCCCGCCGGCCCCGGGAGCCGCCGCCGCCGCCGCUGGGGGCACACAAGGGCCGCGGCGGCGGGGUGGCGGCGGCGGCGGAGCAGCAGCAGCAGCAGCGUUGGGCCGGGCUGGUGCCGCUGGCCGGCGGCAGGCAGGCCGGCGCGGGGGAUGCCGGCGCCCGGCCCCGCUACCAGGCGGGUGCUGCCCGGGCGCGGCGCCGGGGAGGGCGCGGCGGGGCCGGGAGCGGGGCCGGGAGCGGGGCCCACCGAGCCGGGCCCUCCGCCGCCGCCGCCCGCCGAGGGCAAGUGGAAGAGCGGCCCGCGGCGCGGCGGGAUGGGGGCCGGCGGGGGCUCGCCGGGGCAGGCGGCCUGCCUGCGGCAGAUCCUGCUGCUCCAGCUGGACCUCAUCGAGCAGCAGCAGCAGCAGCUGCAGGCCAAGGAGCGGCAGAUCGAGGAGCUCAAGGCCGAGCGGGACACGCUUCUGGCCCGGAUUGAGCGCAUGGAAAGGCGAGUGCAGCUGGUGAAGAAGGACAGCGAGCGGGAGAAGCACCGCAUCUUCCAGGGCUUUGAGGUGGACGAGAAGCCGGAGGUGGAGGUGUGCGAGAAGCUGCCGCUGGAGUGUCCCCAGGACCUGCUGGAGCCCCCCCCGACCCUGCAGCCCAAGCACUUCCCCUAUGGCAGGAAUGGGAAGGGGCACAAAAGGAAGCCCACGUUUGGGAGCACGGAGAGGAAGACGCCUGUUAAAAAACUGGUGUCCGAGUUCUCGAAAGUGAAGAGUAAAACUCUAAAGCACUCCCCGGGGAAGGAGGAAUCGGGCGGCUCCUUGUCCGAAACUGUUUGUAAACGAGAACUGCGGAGCCAAGAGACUCCGGAAAAACCCAGGUCGCUCCUGGAGACCCCGCUCCGAGCCUCGGCACCGCCAAAGGGCCCCGGUGCCCACCCCAAGGAGAAGAGCUUCAGCAGUGAGGCAGACGACCUGCCCUAUCUCUCAACCACGGAAAUGUACUUGUGCCGCUGGCACCAGCCGCCCCCGUCACCGCUGCCGUUGCGGGAGCCUUCUCCAAAGAAGGAGGAGACUGUGGCAAUUCCGUCUUGGAGGGACCAUGUUGUGGAGCCCCUGAGAGACCCCAACCCCUCGGACCUUCUGGAGAACCUGGAUGAUAGCGUCUUUUCCAAACGGCACGCCAAGCUGGAGCUGGAUGAGAAACGAAGGAAAAGGUGGGACAUCCAGCGGAUCAGGGAACAGAGAAUUCUCCAGCGGCUGCAGCUCCGAAUGUACAAAAGGAAAGGGAUUCAGGAGUCGGAGCCUGAAGUUACCUCAUUUUUCCCUGAGCCAGAUGACGUGGAAAGCUUGCUCAUCACCCCCUACCUGCCUGUCGUCGCCUUUGGCCGGCCCUUACCAAAACUGACCCCACAGAACUUCGAGCUGCCCUGGCUGGAUGAGCGCAGCCGGUGCCGCCUGGAGAUGCAGAAGAAGCAGACGCCGCACCGGACCUGCCGGAAGUAGCAGAGCCACCGGGAGCUCAGUCCCGUCACCGGGAGCUCCGUCCGUCACCGGGCCGUGCUGCCGGCUGCUCCUGCCUUCUGAGCGGGGGGCUUCGCCCCUCCAGCACCCCCGUUUUGUUCUUUUGGAUUCUUACAAACGUGCCCCGGACUUGUGCCCCCCUCACCGCGCCACCAGCCGUACCCUCACCGGCACUGCUCACCUACUGGUUGAGGCUGCCGCGGUCCUGGGGGGCAGCGGGCAGACCCCAGACCCAUCCUCACUGCGCCACUGCUCUGGACGCUGCCCCUGCCGCCCCCCCCAGCCAUGGUUGUGGACAUCGGGGCUGGGGGCACCUGAUCCCGGUGGGGGGGUGGGGGGGCUGUAUCCUGCCGGGGCUCCACCGCCGCUGCUGUUACUUGUUAGUUGGGGAAAGGGGGGAGCAGCAGCUGGUGGUGGGGGGUGGGGGGCGGCGGUGGCGUGGGGAGGGUCCUCAUCGGGUGGGUUUUUCCCCCCUUCCUGAACAGCUGUGAGGGGAGGGGGGGAAGUUUAAAUUUUUUUUUUUUUUUUUUUUUUUUUUGGUGAAAUAGAAAUCCUAUACGCACAAUUUGGGUUUUUAAAUUUUUUUUUUAUAUAUAUAUAUAUAUAUAUAUAUAAUUUAAUUGUUUUGAGGUUGCCAAGCGGUGCUGUAAGGAGGGGGGGGUUGCUGGGGGGGGGGCGGGGGGGGGGGCUGUGGCUGCUCGGUGCGGUGGUCCUGGUCCCAGGCCCCCAGUCAUGACCCUCGCUGCCAGGGCCCCCACGGUGCCAGGUAGGUGGGGAGGGGGCUCUGGGGGGGUAGGGGGGGUCCCGUGUGCCCCCCGCUCCCCUUCAGCAGAGAUUAAACAGGAAAGCUGCCAGCA